CCAUCAUUGAUCAGAGACUGAUGGGGGAUUUGGAGCAAACGACAGUAGAGGAGGUGCAACGAACAGGUUUGCCCCCAAGGACCAUCCUUCAGAUCACUGCCUGCUGCUUCUCCUUCGUGAGCCUCUUGCUGCUCAUCGUUGCCCUGGUUUCAGACUACUGGACAGUGGAUUCGGAGGGCACGCGCACAGGACUAUGGCGAAUAUGUCAUGCUGAAAAAUGUAUGUCAUAUGGGAUGGAGGCACACGCUCAUGAACACGCCGCCCGAGCCUUCUUGUCGUUAGGGAUGAUUUUCGGCACCACUUCAUUCUUUUGUCUUUGUGCCUCAUUUUUCUACACCCACGCUACCUCCGUUUCCAUACAGCGUUUUUCGUCAAAGGCCAGCUUUCUGGCAGGUGUUUGCGCAAUGUUGGCUAUGUCCAAAUUCACAAUAAUGUACAAACGUCAAUUCUCACACCUUGAGUCAUGGUUUGGAUGGUCCCAUAGUACUGGCUGGGCCUCGUUCCCGCUGUUUCUUAUAACUGCUGGGCUCGCUUACAAGACAAUCUCUAGUCCUACAGAAACAUGAACGGUAACUUUGGGAUGGUGUCUGGUUCUCAGCUGUUUGGGCAGAGUUCAGAUCCAGGGAACUCAAUCUGGAAGAAAAAAAAAGAAAGGCAACAUCCCCACUUUCGAAGGAAAGGAAAAUGAUUUUCUCCCCUUUGAGUUGUUUGCUUUUGUGUGAAGAAAUUACUUUUUAACAUUCAGUACUGUUCUUUGCCCCUGUAGUCAGAAUAAAGAGACUCACACAGGUGCGUUGAUAUAAAUAAAGGGCAAUCUGGA
Heteronotia binoei (common prickly gecko) is the source of this 820-nucleotide messenger RNA. Its product is annotated as peripheral myelin protein 22-like. The record is from RefSeq and is a predicted model, not a curated record. Lineage: Eukaryota; Metazoa; Chordata; Lepidosauria; Squamata; Gekkonidae. Gene Ontology annotation, cellular component: plasma membrane. The transcript has 5 exons. Bases 21 to 566 code for a protein of 181 amino acids.